CUCAAUUAUCACUUCCACAAAACGGCUAUGUACAUGGGCGUUCGUAUUUAUGGUGAUCCAUACAACGAUUUCGGAAAAGUGCAACAACGGUCAAGAUAAACACCCCACAGCAACAUGCUCUAAGGAUUUACGAAUACAGUGUCCAAAUACCUAUAAAUGCAAGUCUCAGCAAUGUUGCAAAAUGGAUGCAGUAGAAUGUGAUUCGUUAAACGACCCAGAAGGUAUACCAUACCCUUGUCGCGGGCCAGCAAAAAGGACAUGUCCGGACGGGUAUCGAUGUGUGGUUCAUCCGAAAUAUUGGUGGUCCGUGUGCUGUAAGGAAACUGUAUGUAAGGAUCAAGACAAUAAGGUGCAUGUUGACGAGGACGGGCAGUGGUUAAAUCCCAAGGAUAUGUGCAAUAGAUGCUUCUGUAACUCGACAGGUGGCUUUCGUUGUACGGAUAUGCCACGGUGUAGAAAAUGCACUGUUGGCUCCGUCAAUGGCAAAGACAAGAAAUUGAGGCAAGGCAAAGCAUGUUGGACAACAGACGGGUGCACACAUUGUGAAUGUAUAAAAGGAAACGUCGUAAACUGUACAGGGCCGUGUCAAACAGGACAGAAAGAAUCCACGGAAUUUUCCCCGUGCCCGACAUCCGAGGUUUCUGGCAUACAGAUGAAACGAGUCCGUCUUCACAAAUGCAUCUCACGGGCUAAGACCAACGGAAAAGUAGGAGAAAGGGGAGAAUGGUGCCCAUCUGGUGGCGUUAAGCUAGGGAGAAGGGAUGAAACAUUCAAUGGGGGUGAGGUUGAUGCACCGUGCAUUGAUCUUAUACCAGAAGUCGAUGCUUGCCAGUCUAAUGAAGUAAAAAUGGGCAAAAGGAAAUUUAGUGAAACAAGGAGACAUUUCAUUGUUGGUGGAAAUGAAACAUUACCAUACAAUUGGCGUUGGAUUGCUCAGCUCUCUGACGUCGACGGUCGUCAUCAUUGUGGAGGAUCAAUCAUAUCUCCUAAGCAUAUCCUGACUGCGGCCCAUUGUAUAUGCGAAUUCAACAAAGGGCUAUGCCCAUGUAGAGGAGGAGGGCCAGUCGACUGUACAUUUAAUCUUUCUGUUGCCUUACACAACAUAUCUAAUAUUGACCCAUCGCGGACACAAUUUAGAACCAUUCACACAGAAAACAUAACUAUACAUCCGAACUACAGCAUCGGAUCGACAGGAGGGCCUGUUGAUGAUUUAGCAAUAUUGGUAGUUGACCCGCCGCUUGAGUUCAACGAUGAUACACAGCCUGUUAAACUACCUGAAAAUGUUGAUGAUCUAGCAUUAAGAGUGGAAAAUGAAGAAUGCCAGGUGAUAGGUUGGGGCAAUACACAUGGAAGCAUACAUGCAAACACAUUCAGCGAUGUUCUUAAAGAGGCGAAUUUAGAAGUAAGGAAAUUUUGCCCAAAAAGGUUAGGAUCACGAUCAGAUACGGUCAUUACAGAUACUAUGUUUUGUGCAUCAAAGGAAAGAACAGAUUCAUGUCCUGGUGAUUCUGGUGGUCCGUUGAUGUGUCUUAGACAAGGAGUAUGGACACAGUAUGGUAUUGUUAGUAAAGCUUCUGGCGAGACUGAAAUUACGGAAAACAACAGACAGAUCACUGUACGGUGCGGAGCUGCUAAGUUCCCAGGAGUUUACACAAAUGUGGGCCCAUUUUUGGAUUGGAUUUACAGCACAAUGGAGCAAGAUAAUGUGUGGAGUGAAUACAGUCCUUAUACAAAUUGUUCAGUACAGUGUGGUGUCGGAAUGCGAUAUCGAACGAGAGUGUGUAUUUCUAUGUUACCACCUUAUAGACUUGGUGAGUGUCCAUACAAUAAUGCCAAUAACGAAAAUGAGACACUUGUAGAAUUUGUGAUGAAAGAUGGUCAUCAAUUUGAAAUUGAAUCUUCGGUUUGUAAUACAAAUAAAUGUUGA
Molecule: messenger RNA, 1927 nt
Organism: Owenia fusiformis
Lineage: Eukaryota; Metazoa; Annelida; Polychaeta; Sabellida; Oweniidae
Source: the annotation of a GenBank genome assembly